AUGAAGAUGAGAUUUCUUUGGCUCUGCUUUAUUUGUUUAAGUUUCUCCAACCUAAGCGAGUCAGUUUGGUGGUAAGUGAGCAAUUGAUCCUUUAACUCGUUUUUGUCGAGUCUUCGCAGCCUGCUUUUCCAAAUGCCUUCUACGAAAUGUCUCUUAACUCGACUGAUUUUUUUUCUUGGGCUUUCUCCAGGACCUUAGGAACACAUACCACACUGUCAACGGAUCCAGCGAAGAAAGCAGCUCUCCUGUGCUUCACAACUCCUCAGCUUAACACAAAACAACGAGAUAUUUGCCGGAGACACCCAACUCUAAUGGCAAGUGUGGCCAAGGGAGCCAGAGAAGCGGUUGAAGAAUGUCAGAUUCAGUUUCAGCACAGGCGAUGGAAUUGUUCGUCUGUUCCUGACUCUGGAACACUGUUCGACCCGAUCUUAAAGCGAGGUAAGCGAGGUCUGCUUUGAGCCGUGAGCAUUACAUAUGUCUCACUUAAAGGUGACAGCUUCAAGAUCUGUUUACUUAAACCCAAAGGGUUCGUUUUCUUAGGAUAGAGAUUAUUUGUCAGGGACAGAAUUGUAAGUCUACUUUAAAGCAUACUUGUUUUUCUUCGAAAGUUGCAGCAUUUAUCGACGGUUAAGUUGGGUUCGUGUUUGUCGGCUCUCAUAGGAAACAUUCUAAUAACUUUAUACCGUAUUCAUGGGCGCUACGCUUGUGAUCUUAACUUUCUUUUGUUCUGAGAAAAUGAGACAUUGACCACUUUAUUGAUUGUUUACAAAAGGAAGAUUCCUUGUUUCUUAGCAGUCUUUAAGGCAGUUCACGACACACAUUUUGUGGUUGUGAUUCUCUCUGACUCUUUUUAAAACCUAAGGACGUGAUCUUAUUGUUAGAGACAUAAGGGAUAAAAAGAUGUGUUUUGUUAACCCCCUUUGAAGUUCUAAAAACCGAAAUCUACUAAGAAAAACAACUUCUAGAAGUAAUGCAAAAAAAGCCAAAAGUUCAGUGUCGUGACAAAAUUGGUUCUAAUUUUAUUAAAGACAGACUCAAGUGUACUUGGACACUGAGCUCUGAAUCUUACACAGAAAAAUUGUUCAAUCUGAACUGUCUUCGGUUUCACUUUGCCAGCGUAAGGUAAAAUCAUUAACACGUAAUUCUGUAUCCAACUGUACUGACGAAGAUAUUCCGUUUACUAAAGUUCAAUGUGCAGUGCAGGAAUCAUAUCUCAUUAUUUAAACCAUGAUAAUAUUCCGCCAUAACAUUUUACCUGGCGUUGUUUUAACUUUUUCAAUUUUUACUUGGAGACUUUCCCUUUUUUCAACUCUGUGUGCAAAAUUCGUUCGACUUCAAGUAAGGUCGUUGGAGGGAAGCAAUAGUAAAUACCUACUGCACAGAUCCUAGAAAGGGGAAGAAUGACUACGAUUCCCGUGAGACAAUCUCAAUGUCAUAAGCCAGAAUGACACACAGCUAUAACUCAGUUUCGUGAUACUCAGUCGUGUCUGUACAGAAACUACAGACACCAUGCUCAAUGGAUGCGGUUAGUGUCUUAAGCCUUGUUUCCUGAAUGGAAAUGACCGAACUACGAUGUAUUUCCUUCAUAUAAAUUUGCAGUAUAAUCACUAUUUAGGCAGAUGUUUUGACGUCAAAAGUUGGAAAAACAUUUUUAAAGAGACCCUAGAAAAGACAACUAUUACAGCGGAUUGAAAAGAACUUUAAGGCAGCAAUGUAUUUUCUUCAGUUGAAUAACUUUUUCAUAAUUUGUCUAAGGAAAUCGGUUGAACAGCGACAAAACAGCCAUGAUAUAAUUUGAUCGCUUUACAAUUGCACCCGUUGUGCUGUCGGCAAAUUUCAGUUUAGGUCUCUGAAAUUCUCUUUUUUUAAACUCUCUGAGUUUUUCAUUUAACUACAGCUUUAGAAGGGCUGAUUAGGUUCUGCUAGAGCGCUACCCUUCUUUUUCUUGCUGAUGUCUAGCACGGAGAAUUGUUUCUCCCCAUUGAAGGUGACAAUGACGAACAUCCUAUUGCGGAAAUGCACCCUCUUUGCGUUCGUUUGAUGAACACCACAAAAUUAAUUUAUAGAUUUAUUUAAAUUUUAACUCCUUCCAGAAACUGUUUAUUCCGGAUCUGUCAGUGUUCCGAGCAUAUUCUGGUGAUACUUACAGUUUAAACCCCCAGAUUUAGACUAAACAUAACACACUGGAAGAUGUCAUGGUAAUGUGGCUUUCAUCAGAGUGGGGGCCUGUGGGGGGAAAGAGAUUUUUCAGGGGGAACAGAGGGAGGAUCAGUCGUGGCAAACAGAGUUUAAGGCAUAUAAAAGGAGUACUGUAGAAAAUUGACUGCCAAUGAGGGGGGAAGGGGGGUCGUAAGAAUAUUACAGAGCCCUAUGGGGGGAUCAGUUUAAUUUUACCGUCAGACAACCAAACUCCUCUGACCUCCCCCACCCCAAUCAAUAAUGGUUCCUUAAUUAACUUCUCGUGCACAUCUCAUGUGCACAGCUGAAUCAUCAAUGUCCGUGGCUGUGGUUAAACCACAGGUAGCCCAAGCUCACGUCUCGAGAAAAAGCCAACGAUUAAUUCAUGAACGCGUCACACGUAGUGUGACUCGGUGUUAGGUUACGAGAGGAACCGUUGAAAACUUGAACACGUUAUAAGGAAUAGUAUGGCGAAUGAAAUAUGGUCGAUUUACAACAAUAAAUAUUUCGAAAUGUGAAUAUUUUGCACGUAAAAUCAGUAAUGCUUACAUCCUGUGAGUCCGAUGUAGUUUCCGGCGAUUUCUGUUGUUUUAAGCUUGCUUUACCAUCACUGUUGUCAAAAGACAUAAAUUUUUAUGUAUUUUGACAUAACAGCGAUGGUAAAGCAAGCCUAAAACGGAAGAAGUCGCCAGAAACUUCAACGGACAGACAGGAUGUUAGUAAGUGUUAUUGAUUUUACGUGUGAAAUAUUCAUAUUUCGAAAUAUUUAUCGUUGUAAAUCGAUCACAUUUUGUUCCCAAUACUAUUUCUUAUAGCGUGUUCAAAUUUUCAACGGUUCCUUUCGUAAGUUAACACCGAGUCUCACAACGCGUGACGCGUUCAUGAAUAAUUGUUGGCUUUCACUCGAGACGUGAGCUUGGGUUGCCUGUGGUUAAACAAACUCGGGUGGGCACAAGAAAGUUAUUCACGCAGUGUAACUCUUAGAGCGGAAAUAAAAAAAAUUUCUUGAUCGUUACUUGAUUCUGUCAACACUGUAUUAGUUCAUUUAUCAUCUGCACACUAAGGGGAACGGAAGAAAAAACCUGAAAGGAACAUUAAACAGCUGAGGCAGGAUAAAAUCUUAAUCAUGACAUACGGUAUUGUCUUGAAUUUUUUCACUUUCUCUUGUUUGGAAAAUAACAUUGAAAACGUUUCGUUUAUUAUUACUUGACAAAAAUUCAUCUAAGAGUUCGUCGAUAUCAAAAUGUCUUAUAAAAACCAACAGAUUAAAUUCAACAAUUCUUCCUUGGACCAAUACCAGCAGUUAGUCUUAAUUUGUUUUCUGUAUUUGUCUCCCAAAAUCGUGAAAAAGUAAUAGUUUGUGGAAAAAAUUUCUGUGAAUAUCUGAGAUUCAAAAUAGAAUCAACUCCCUUACAUAUAUGCAGCUGCUACUGUUGGAAUCAUUCUUUCAGAUAUGGGUAUAAAAAUGCCAUUGCACUCGACUGAGACAGUUUAAAGACCUUUAAAAAGAGCAGCACAUGGCACCGAGUACUUCACAAUGUAUUUGCUAACGCCCACGACAUACUCCCCUUCCCUCCCCUCCCCCCGAAAAAUGAAACACUAAUCACAUAUAUACAUCUAAGAUUUUGCCAUGAAUUGUGGGACCUGAAAUAUUUCUUUAAUAAAUUGUUAAAAAUCCUUCUCGUGAUUAUCGUUGUUACAUUUGAAUAAUACUCACUAUAUUUAAGAUAUUGCAUGGCAUAGUGCCAACGUAGUAAACAAUUCAAUUUUAAAAAGCAAUUCAUUGUUUGUACAAUUUUUUUUAAAACUUUGGAAUUGUGAUUUGUUAGCCUUUCUUUAUGAGUUAUUUUAAUGAGACUUUGUGCAGUCUAGUUGAAUAUGUUACGAGAACCUACGCGGUAUGAAUUUCUAUCAUUAUGACUAUUAGUAUUGCCAUUUUUAUUCAACCCUGAGCGCAGAACUUUUUUUCACCGCUAGUAUUUGUCCAAAAUAAAUGCAGUUGUACAUAAAGUGAUUAUCUUUUUCAUAGCCAUGUAAAUAUCUCCUUAUUUUCUUCUUAGCCAGUCGCGAAUCAGCCUUUCUAUACGCCAUCACAGCAGCAGGAGUCGCCCAUGCUGUCACGGCUUCAUGUAGUGCUGGGAAUACCCAGAGUUGCGAUUGUGACCGAUCACCGAGUGGUCCCACCCAGAAGGGCUGGACAUGGGCAGGCUGCAGCAGUAACAUCAAGUUUGGAAGCUGGUUUUCAGAACAGUUUACUGACGCGCGGUCGAAAGGCAAUAGUCCAAGGGCUGUCAUGAACAGACAUAACAGCAAGGCCGGACGAAAGGUUACAUUUCUUGUCUUUUAACCCUUUCAUUCCCAGAAAUUAUUAACAUGUAACUUCUCCCUAUAAUAUCCAUACAUUAUCCAGCGAACAGGUAAUAAGAAUACUCAGACUUAUCAAGUUGAAGUUGUUAUCUCGAUCUAACACCAAAUUCUUGUAGCUCAUGACAAGGAAAUGUUUAGUAACUAGAAAUGAGAAUUAACAUUCAGAUCUUGGGAGAUAAACUGAGAAGAAAUAAUGACCUCCUAAAGGUUUGUUUCUCAAUUAUAAAGUUAAAACUGUUCAGUAUUGAGAUUAAAAUGGCUGAUUGGUGCGCUUUACUUUAUAUAUAUUUUUAUUCCUAAGGCCCUUUCAAAACUAGUCUGGAAGAAAUGCAAGUGCCAUGGUUUAUCCGGUUCGUGCUCAAUGAAAACAUGCUGGAUGCAACAACCCUCAUUUCGGGAAGUUGGGGAUCAUCUUAGACAGAAAUUUGACAGAGCAGCAGAGAUGACAAUCAAACUGAACAGAAGAGGAAAAGAACGUUUGAAGCCUAAGAACACUCGCUUGAAGAAACUCUCGGACUCCGAUUUGAUAUAUUACCAAUCGUCGCCAAAUUACUGUGACGCAGAUGUCAACGAGGGAACUCCAGGAACUUCGGGAAGAGCGUGCAAUAUUUCGUCAAAUGGAAUCGAUGGGUGCGAGCUUUUGUGCUGUGGGCGUGGUCAUAAUAUUCAACAGGACAAAGUUGUUAGAAAUUGUAAUUGUAUAUUUCUAUGGUGCUGUCAGGUAAAAUGUCAAAAGUGUCGAGAGAUUGUUAACAUCUACACCUGUAAAUAA
Pocillopora meandrina is the source of this 5317-nucleotide messenger RNA. NCBI's taxonomy places the organism in Eukaryota, Metazoa, Cnidaria, Anthozoa, Scleractinia, Pocilloporidae. The record is from the annotation of a GenBank genome assembly.